This is a messenger RNA of Miscanthus lutarioriparius, 1152 nucleotides long. The record is from the annotation of a GenBank genome assembly. Lineage: Eukaryota; Viridiplantae; Streptophyta; Magnoliopsida; Poales; Poaceae.
AUGGCGAAGUCCAGCGUGGCGGUGCCGGAGGUGGGCGUGCCAGCAGCGCAGGCGUCGUGCCCCUGCCCGGGGACGACGCUGUUCCCGUACCCGCCGCCGCGUGGCGCCGGGAUCGCAGCCGCCGUCGUGCGGCGCAAGUGCGGCCUGCAGGUGGAGCUCGGCGCGGGCGCGGCGGGGCUGCUGGGCGGCGCGUGCUGGGGCGUGGAGUCCAUGCGCGCGUCGUCGCCCACGCACGCCAAGGCCGCGGCCGCGCUCGCCGCCGGCGCCGUGGACGAGGAGCGCGCCGCGUGGAUGGUGCGGCACCCGUCGGCGCUGGGCAAGUUCGAGCAGAUCGUGGCGGCUUCCGAGGGCAAGCGGAUCGUCAUGUUCCUGGACUACGACGGCACGCUGUCGCCCAUCGUGGACGACCCCGACGCCGCCUUCAUGAGCGAGACGAUGCGGAUGGCCGUGCGUAGCGUCGCCAAGCAUUUCCCGACGGCGAUCGUGAGCGGCCGGUGCCGCGACAAGGUGUUCGAGUUCGUGAAGCUGGCGGAGCUGUACUACGCCGGUAGCCACGGCAUGGACAUCAAAGGUCCAGCCAAGGCCUCUUCCCGGCACGCAAAGGCCAAGGCAAAAGGAGUUGUGUUCCAGCCGGCGAGCGAGUUCCUGCCCAUGAUAGAGGAGGUGCACGAGCGCCUGGUCGAGACGACGCGCUGCAUCCCGGGGGCCAAGGUGGAGAACAACAAGUUCUGCGUCUCCGUCCACUUCAGAUGCGUCCACGAAAAGAUGUGGGGCGAGCUGUCAGAGUCGGUGAAGGCCGUGCUGCGCGAGUACCCGAAGCUGCGGCUGACGCAGGGGCGGAUGGUGCUGGAGGUGCGGCCCACCAUCAAGUGGGACAAGGGCAAGGCCCUGGAGUUCCUGCUGGACUCGCUCGGCUUCGCGGACUGCAGCAACGUGCUGCCCGUGUACAUCGGCGACGACCGCACCGACGAGGACGCCUUCAAGGUGCUCCGUCGCCGGGGCCAGGGCCAGGGCGUCGGGAUCCUCGUGUCCAAGCACCCCAAGGAGACCACCGCCUCCUACUCGCUCCAAGAGCCCGCCGAGGUGAUGGAGUUCUUGCUGCGGCUCGUCGAGUGGAAGCGCCUCUACAGGGCCAGGCUCAGGCUGCAAUGA